AUGACAUAUUGUUUUUUGAAUAUGUUACGAAUAGAUUCCAUCAAGAGUAGCUUUGAAAUAAGUUACGUCUCAAGUUAUUAUUCUAUCGUCGAAGAUCCAACACAUGAUCAAAUUAUUCUGGGCGCAAAGAAUUAUAUUAUUGCCUUACGAAAACAAUCCUUAAAUUUAUUGCAAAUUGUUCCUUAUAAUUCAUCGCUACAGCAAAAGCGCCAAUGUCAAUUCCGACCAUCAUCAUCACCUAAUGUGAAUUUAUGCAAUAAUUAUGUGACUUUUUUGGCUAUCGUUGGGCGCAACCUAUAUUCCUGUGGCAGUUAUUCGCUGGCUCCUAAUUGUACCAUCCGAAAGCUCUCCAAUUUACAUCAAAUAUUACAUACACACGAUGGACAUGGUCUAGUCUCCUUUAAUCCAGCAUUACCAAGUAUCAAUGCCAUCUCAGCGGAUGGAAGCCUUUAUGGUGGAACAGUCUAUGAUAUCGAUAGGAAAAGUUACACCAUUCAGCGCCGCUUUGGUGGAAAAGUAUCCUUGAAUACGGACGGUAGUAGUCCGACUUGGUUAAAUGCCCCACGAUUUGCCGGCUUUCAUGAAAGUUUAAAUCACAUGUUUGUUUGGUUUUCUGAAACAAUUCAAGAGUUUCAAGAAGCAGAUAAUGCUGUUUACCCACGUAUUGCUCGUAUUUGCAAGAAUGAUAUUGGUGGGGUAUACAUCCUUCGUAACCAAUGGACAACUUUCGCCAAAGCCAGACUUAACUGUUCUCUUCCUGGUAAAUUUCCCUUCUACUUCCGCAAUAUCAAAGACAUAUUUAGAAUGGAAGAUACUAAAACCACUUAUGCAGUCUUUACAACAUUAAGUAAUGGAUUACCAGGCUCUGCUAUUUGCGCAUUUAAAGAUGAAGCUAUUAAUGCUGUCUUCGCCAGUGACUAUAUUCGUCGGGAUGAAAAUGGCAAAUGGCAAAAAGCGACUAAUCCAGGACAUAUAGAAAAGUGUGAAACAUACGAAACCAGUAUUUCAAGAGGGCAACCAGCUGGAACUACCAAACGUGAUCUUUUCCAGGCUAUGAAAUAUCAAUCGAUGGCAAAAGUUGUUCAACCAAUACAAAAAAUACCUUUGGUUGUCAUGAAUGAUGUUCGAUUUUCCAAAUUAAUGAUUGAUAAAGUUCAAAUCCGUGGUGGACAACAUGUUCAAAUUUUUUUUGUAGCUACAGAUCAUGGGACCGUACUUAAAAUGUAUCAACCACACGGUCGACAAAAAUUGUGUACCAUUGAGGAAAUUAAAAUUUCAUCCGCUAUGAAAGGAGAGAAAAUUACUAAUAUGCUCUUUAUUAAGAAAGAGAAAUAUCUCUUCAUAACUACUGAAACGAAAGUUUUAAGAAUUGGCAUCAAUCGAUGCGGUCGGUAUGCCACUCAAAGCCAGUGCCUUCUAGCUCAUGAUCCAUACUGCGGGUGGUCUGUUAAGGACAACAAAUGUACCGAAUAUACGCCACUUUCUAAUUGGAUACAAGAUUUAAGCAAGUGUCCUACAUCCAAGAUCGACUCAGAGGGUUGGACAAAUUGGUAUAGUUGCCAUCAGAGUGAUCUUGGCAAAUGUCAGUGUAGAAAGCAAUAUUGCUUAGGUUGUCGUACAACGCAAAUAGUUAAAAUCGAUGCAGUUAAUUGCACAGGUGUACAAAAUUAUUCACCAUGGUCGGAAUGGUCUCCAUGCUCAAAAUCAUGCGGAUUUGAUGGUGUUCAGAGACGUACAAGAAGCUGUGGUCGUCCACCUUGCGACAAAACGACAGAAGAAACUCGUUCCUGUAAUCAGCAAAUUAUUUGCCCAGCAAUCGACGGAGCUUGGUCAGAAUGGUCUAGUUGGGCAUCUUGCAAUAAGAAAUGUGAUAAUGACAUGGUAACAACCAGAAAAAGAGAAUGUAAUAAUCCAACGCCACAAUAUGGUGGUCGCGAUUGCUCUGGUGACUAUCUCGAGCAGAAAUCCUGCCUUGCGAGUCAAUAUUGCCAAGAGCAAACGCUAACGAGUGUUUGGACACCAUGGCUAGCCGUAAAUCAUUCCACUACGCAACGACGAUUCCGAUUUACUUGUUUUGCUCGAUUACCAGCAGAACGUAAAGAGAAGGAUAUGCGAAUUAAUGAAAUGGAAACAGAAUCUCGUAAUUGCGAUGCUAAUGGCCAAUGCCAAAAAUUUCAAAGUAAUGAUGGUCAGUGGUCAUCAUGGCAGCCAUGGACACCAUGCAGUAGUACAUGCGGAACUGGUAUCCGCACUCGAAAUAGAACCUGCGAUAAUCCAGUUCCCACCGACGGUGGUCAACCAUGCCAUGGUAAUUCGAUUGAAACCGUCGUCUGCACCUUGAAUCCAUGCACAACUGAAGUGGUGAAUGCUGCUGUCAUUCCAAUUUGGAGUUGUUGGACGGAAUGGUCGCCAUGUAGUCGAACAUGUGGUGGUGGCAAUCAAAUUCGAACUAGAACAUGCCGUGAUGGAGUAUCCAAUCAAGUUUUAGAUGCUGAUCAAUGUGGUGGAUAUGAUAUGCGAGAAUCCAAGAGUUGUAAUCGAUUUGAUUGCUAUUCUGAUAGCGAUAAAGUUUGCGAUGAUUGGACAAUUUGGUCAGCUUGCAUUAAUAAUCGCCAAGUUCGAUCGCGAAAUUGUAAUUGUCAUAAUAGUACAAGCUGCGAUGUGAUCCAAACGGAGAUUCAAACUUGUGGUGAAGUUUAUCCGACUAUGGCUCAGUGUAGUAAUACAGAUGGCCAGCAACAACAAAUUCAAUCUGGUACAACAGAUUCAACUGUUUCUGCUAGGAACGACGAUAAUUCUAAACUAAAUAUCAUUACAUUAGUAGUAGUCAGCAGCGUUAGUAGCGUCUUAUGCUCUGUACUGUCAGUUUUGAUUUAUAUCCAAAUCAAUCACAUCAUCCGUAGUCGGCGAAAGAAAGACAAGGAUCAAGCGAAUACAGUCUAUGUCGAGAGAUAUCCGUCAAAAUUACCAGUAGGUCUAGCGCAAUCAGAUGAUUCACAAGAUGAUAAGAAAGUUGCUCCAGUGGCAACUAAAAAUCAUGUUGUAACCGUAGAAGACGAAGAAAAUGGAACAUUUUCAAUCAACCAAAAUCCUAAAUAUACAGCUAUGACAGCCAUAGCAUUAGAUAGGAGAUUGAGUAAUAGCAGUAGCAGUAGCAGUAGCGGUUUUGAUAAUAAUAGCUCGAUAGAGGAUGAUUAA
Messenger RNA from Trichoplax adhaerens, 3198 nucleotides. RefSeq lists its product as uncharacterized. The transcript has 22 exons. Bases 1 to 3198 code for a protein of 1065 amino acids. Lineage: Eukaryota; Metazoa; Placozoa; Uniplacotomia; Trichoplacea; Trichoplacidae. The record is from RefSeq and is a predicted model, not a curated record. Gene Ontology annotation, biological process: negative regulation of axon extension involved in axon guidance; neural crest cell migration; positive regulation of cell migration. Gene Ontology annotation, molecular function: semaphorin receptor binding; chemorepellent activity.